This is a messenger RNA of Chenopodium quinoa (quinoa), 864 nucleotides long. Its product is annotated as cytosolic sulfotransferase 15-like. NCBI's taxonomy places the organism in Eukaryota, Viridiplantae, Streptophyta, Magnoliopsida, Caryophyllales, Amaranthaceae. Gene Ontology annotation, biological process: sulfation. The transcript has 2 exons. The record is from RefSeq and is a predicted model, not a curated record. Gene Ontology annotation, cellular component: cytoplasm. Gene Ontology annotation, molecular function: sulfotransferase activity. The coding region runs from base 1 to 864 and encodes 287 amino acids.
AUGUGUCUAUACCAAAACUUUUGGUGCCCGGAAUUUAGCUUGGAGCCGGUGAUCGCCCUCCAGAAUCAUUUCGAAGCACACGAAUCCGACAUCUUUGUCAUCAACAUGCCAAAAACCGGCACAACUUGGUUCAAGUCUCUUUUAUACUCUCUCUUAAAGAGGUCGGACAACCGCCUUUCAAACACCCCAUUGCGAACCCAUAACCCGCAUGAGCUCAUCUUAAGCCUCGAGAUCACGAUCUAUGCCAAGGAUAAAACACCCGAUUUGACCAAUAUAACACCGCCAAGGCUAUUCUCAACCCACCUACCAUCUGCUUCUCUUCCGGAAUCAGUGAAAAAUUCGAAGUGUAAGAUCAUCUAUGUUACUCGCAAUCCCUUUGACACGUUUGUGUCAUCUUGGCAUUAUUACACGAAGUUGAAGAAUGUCAACAACAAUGCAGCUCAGCCUUCGGACAUAGACGAGUAUUUUGACAAGCUAAGGUCAACAUGGAGUGAGAGCUUGGAGAGGCCGGAGAAAGUAUUGUUUUUAAAGUACGAGGAUUUGAAGGAAGAUGGUGCAUUGCAGCUCAAGAGGGUGGCUGAAUUUGUAGGGUACCCAUUUUCGAAAGAGGAAGAAAAGCAAGGUAUGGUAGAAGAUAUAAUAAACCUUUGCAGUAUAGAGAGCUUGAAAGAAAUGGAGGUUAAUAAGAAUGGAAAAUGUGAUCCUGAUUUUGACAACAAAAGUUUCUUUAGGAAAGGGGUGGUCGGAGAUUGGGUUAAUUAUCUUACACCGGCUAUGGUUGAGCGCCUGUGUAAGAUCAGAGAUGAAAAACUGAAUGGUUCUGGGUUAAGUUUUUGUACUGCUACCGAACAUACCGAACUCUGA